CGAACUGACGCAGUAGAAGAAGGCGGGUGUCCUCUCCGUUGACAGUCCGCCAUGCUCACCCUGCUGCACCACUGUGGUCGUAACUUACUGACGCUCAGGACCGUUCAGACCGUGAAUAAAAGUUAUUACUCGGCGCAGAUGGGUAAGCGCGUGGCCGUGGUGCUGGCGGGCUGCGGAGUUUACGAUGGCAGUGAGAUCCACGAGGCCUCCGCUGUUUUGGUUCACCUGAGCAGGGGAGGUGCAAGUGUAAACAUGUUUGCCCCCAACGUUGACCAGAUGCACGUGAUUAAUCAUCUGAAAGGCGAACCGGCUCAGGAGAAGAGAAACGUGUUGGUGGAGAGUGCGAGGCUGGCCCGUGGAAACAUCCAGGAUCUGUCUAAACUCAGUGUCAAAGACCAUGACGCUGUUAUAUUUCCAGGUGGUUUCGGGGCCGCGAAGAACCUCUGUACGUGGGCAGUGCAGGGGAAGGACUGCUCUGUCAAUGACGAGGUCAAGGCCGCGCUGCAGGCGUUCCACGGCGAGGGCAAACCCAUCGGCCUCUGCUGCAUCUCACCUGUCCUGGCUGCCAAGGUGUUUCCCGGGUGUGAGGUCACCGUCGGCCUUGAGAAGGACGAUAAGUACCCCGACACGACCGACACGGCGACGGCCAUCAACGCGCUGGGCUGCAAACACGUGAGCAAGGGCGUCGGCGAGAGCCACGUUGACGAGAAGAACAAGCUGGUCACCACCUGCGCCUUCAUGUGCAACGCCCCCAUCCACGAGAUAUUUGACGGAAUCGGGUCGAUGGUGCAGGGCGUGCUGAAACUCGCCUGAUUCGAACCGAGACGCAAAAGGUGACAGUGAAGUAUCACCUUGCUUAGAAGCACUUCCAGAUACUCUUGAAAUAUUCAUGUUUUCUAGUAGUACUGUGCACUGCGUGGUGUAAUUUUUCUGGUGUAUAGAUUAUUUGACAAAAAUCUCUGUUUAACACAAUCUUACCGGAUUAUAUUCUAAUGCAGUUGCUCAGUGUCAUAACAGCAAUCAAUGACAGGUAAUGUAUUGUACAAAAAAAUGCAAUUAAAAUAAAAAAGUUCACUCAUCA
Lates calcarifer (barramundi perch) is the source of this 1081-nucleotide messenger RNA. RefSeq lists its product as uncharacterized. The coding region runs from base 52 to 813 and encodes 253 amino acids. Lineage: Eukaryota; Metazoa; Chordata; Actinopteri; Centropomidae. The record is from RefSeq and is a predicted model, not a curated record. The transcript is spliced from 4 exons.